AUGGGACUCCGAGGAAGCUCCGUCCAUCUGACACCACUGCUCCUGCCAGCAGCAGCAGCAGCAGCAGCAGCAGCAGCAGCACCACCACCACAACCAGCAUCGCCAGCAGCAGCAGCAGCAGCAGCAGCAGCAGCAGCAGCAGCAGCAGCAGCAGCGGCAGCAGUCUGCUUCUGGUCAACCCUUUGUGACUUGAACAGCCAAUCUUCCACCCUCUUCUCUGCCUCCUCUCGACCACCUGCCCGACCCUCUUCUCUCCCACCCUCUCCUCCCCCCAUGCUACCGCCUAGCUCCAAUGAACCCCAUCGACCUAGAUCCUCCCCUCCCCAGCGGCCCCCUGCCCCUAGCAUCCAGCGACCUCUGCCUUCCAAUCCUUCCCUUCUCUUUUUUCUUCUCUUUCUGAGGAAGAAGCGUGCCUCACAGGGGGACGCAAGGCCGGGGCAGGGUUCGUUGCUCGUGCCAUCAUCCCCUCAUGCUGCCACUCCCUCCCCUCCCUCCCCUCCCUCCCCUCCCUCCCCUCCCUCCCCUCCCUCCCCUCCCUCCCCUCCCUCCCCUCCCUCCCCUCCCUCCCCUCCCUCCCCUCCCUCCCCUCCCUCCCCUCCCUCCCCUCCCUCCCCUCCCUCCCCUCCCUCCCCUCCCUCCCCUCCCUCCCCUCCCUCCCCUCCCUCCCCUCCCUCCCCUCCCUCCCCUCCCUCCCCUCCCUCCCCUCCCUCCCCUCCCUCCCCUCCCUCCACUCGGCCUGCUGCUACUGCCACUGCUGCUCCCAGCCUUGCUUUCACUCUUGCUCCCAUUCUUGCCGUCUGCCUUGCUGCCACUCCCUUCCCUCCCUUCUCUCGCACUCUUCCCCUCCUGCCCCUCCCUCCAUUCAUCCACAGCAUGUCUCAGAUUCAGAGAGGCAUGCCUCACAGGGGGACGCAAGGGCCUGCUAUUUCCAGUGCUGCUCCCACUCUUGCUCUCUGCCUUGCUGCCAUUCCCUUCCCUCCCUUCCCUCCCUUCCCUCCCAUCCCUCCCCUCCGUCCCCUCCUGCCCCUCCCUCCACUCGUCCACAGCAUGUCUCAGAUUCAGAGAGGCAUGCCUCACAGGGGGGCGCAGGGGCCUGCUGCUACUGCCAGAUCUGCUACCAGUCUUACUGCCACUCUUGCUGCUGGCAAGGAUGCUUGGAGCUGCAUUUCCCACCCCUCCAAUUCAAAUGAUACACCCCUCCCUUCUCCCUCCCUCGCUUUAAUCACACCACCAUCCCCUCCCUCUCUCGUUUUAGUCACACCACCUUCCCCUCCCUCCCCAGGCCGACCCACCACAAGGUUUUUCCCUGUCCACUCCUCCCAACCGAUUCUCCCAAACACCCCUUCGUUGUUCAAAUCCAAAGAUAGCUGCCUAGCAGCCAUCAAACGCCCGGGCUGCCUGCGUCUCCCAGAACCCAUCCCUGCUCCCUUUGUACCGCUUCCCACUCCUCCCUUCUCUCCUGCUCCUUCCCCUGCGCGUGUUGCUGCUGCUCCUGUGGCUGAAGCUGUGCCUGGUGGUAGCAUUGGCUUUGCUGCUCCCGCUGCUCCUCCUGCUCCUGCCCCUGCUCGCGCUCCUGCCCCUGCUCCUGCUCCUGCUCCUGCUCCUGCUGCUCCUGCUGCUCCUGUUCCUGCUCCUGCUCUUCCUACUCCUGCUGCUUCUGCUCCUGCUCCUGCUCCUGCUCCUGCUCCUGCUCCUGCUCCUGCUCCUGCUCCUGCUCCUGCUGCUGCUGCUGCUGCUGCUGCUGCUGCUGCUGCUGCUGCUGCUGCUGCUGAUGCUGCUGCUGCUGCUGCUGCUGCUGCUGCUGCUGCUGCUGCUGCUGCUGCUGCUGCUGCUGCUGCUGCUGCUGCUGCUGCUGCUGCUGCUGCUGCUGCUGCGUCUGCCCUAGCCACUACCCAAGGGUUACCACCCAAAGCACCCCGCGACGCGCUGGGUGACAUUGGAGGUUUGCUCGGAAACCCAUGCGUGCGCGAGCGGGAGAAAUGGGGAGAACACGCAGAACCGGAAAGCCCUGGGAAGCUGCUAGAGUGA
Messenger RNA from Closterium sp. Naga37s-1, 2028 nucleotides. NCBI's taxonomy places the organism in Eukaryota, Viridiplantae, Streptophyta, Zygnematophyceae, Desmidiales, Closteriaceae. The record is from the annotation of a GenBank genome assembly.